Spea bombifrons (plains spadefoot toad) is the source of this 934-nucleotide messenger RNA. It is a transcript of the gene PRNP, whose product is annotated as prion protein. Gene Ontology annotation, cellular component: membrane. Gene Ontology annotation, biological process: protein homooligomerization. The coding region runs from base 134 to 871 and encodes 245 amino acids. The record is from RefSeq and is a predicted model, not a curated record. The transcript has 3 exons. NCBI's taxonomy places the organism in Eukaryota, Metazoa, Chordata, Amphibia, Anura, Pelobatidae.
GCUCACCGCUCAUUAAUUCCGCCCUCGCUGACGGUCACACGCAGUAAGGCUAUUUCCAGCGCGAGUAAACCGCUCUCAAGCUGCUUGGAUUCAAGGAAUAUACAAGCUUCUCCAGGAAACAAGAUCCAUCACCAUGUCGCAAAGUCUCCGGACCUGCUUCCUCCUGGUUACCCUCAUGCUGAUCUUGACUGAAGCUUCCAAGAAAGGUGGGAAGAAAGGAGGUGGCUGGAAUAGUGGAAACAGAAACCCUAGUCAAUCUGGUGGCUCCUGGAGCAACUGGAAUAGCGGAAACAGAAACCCCAACCAACCUGGUGGCUCCUGGAGCAGCUGGAAUAGUGGAAACAGAAACCCCAAUCAACCUGGUGGCUCUUGGAACAACUGGGGACAGAAUUAUAAUCCCGGUGGAGGCAACGCAUACAACAAUAAGCAGUGGAAGCCCCCCAAACCUAAAACCAACAUGAAGAUGAUUGCUGCAGGAGCAGCAGUGGGAGCUGUUGGAGGUUUCAUGAUUGGCAGUGCUGUUAGCAAUAUGCGGUACAGCUUCGACAAUGAUCGUGAAUACCAGUACUACAACUCUUACCACAGGCAGAUGCCAAACCAAGUUUACCGGCCCAUGUAUGGGGAAAACACGCAUGUGUCACAGGAAAGGUUUGUGAGCGACUGCUUCAACAUGUCGGUGACAGAGUUCAUUAUAAGAGAGGAAGAAGGAAAGAAUGGCAGCAACAUAGACCCAGUGGAAAGAAGUGUUAAGACAAAAAUUAUCCGAGAGUUGUGUAUCCAUGAAUACCAGAGGGGGUCAGGCCUGAAGGUGCUCUUUAGUCCCAUCCUGAGUCUGUUUGUCACACUGUUUGUUUACUUUGUGGUACAGUGAUGAGAAGCAACAAUUCUGAAAAUUUUAAAUGUACAAAUGCAGAUAAAUACAGAUUCUAAAAUA